Molecule: messenger RNA, 3362 nt
Organism: Zootermopsis nevadensis
Lineage: Eukaryota; Metazoa; Arthropoda; Insecta; Blattodea; Termopsidae
Source: RefSeq, a predicted model, not a curated record
UAAUCUGUGUAACACUCCAUUUUCCAAAGAAAAGUAUGUUGUGCCAUGUUGUGGUGAUGAGUCGUCAGUUAAACUUUGAAAUGAAGGGUUAAAUUGUGUUUUGGUGUGUGCUGUGAUUUCCAUUUCACAAACUCAUGAAGUUUGCUCACAGAAGAGGAUUUUCAUUCUCACAUGGAGUCAGGAAGUAGCACCGAUGACAGUGAUUAUGAGACAUAUUUAUAUAGCUUGUUACAUUAUUCUGGGGAGAAUCAAUUAGAAGAAAAUUAUCGCUUGCCAGGCUCAUCAUCAUCUGAGAGAAUGUCUGUAGAUCAAAGUGGUUCAUCUGAAGUUGUUAGCUCAUUUUACCAAAGUAAAAGGAGUAAAGUUUCUCGUUGGGAUAUGGUUAAGAGCCUUCCUGACACUUCUGAUGAACCACCAUAUAAUGGAAGAACAGCUACAUUAAGCAGUGGUUCAAAAAAUAAAAGAGUAAUAAGGCCAGGAGAAGAACAAAAAAUUCAAAAUAAUUAUUCUAGUUUAUUACAUGCUUAUAAGGAAGCUAGGUCAAGCUGUAAGCAAUCAACUGCGGCUAAGGAACAAAAUUUACAGAAGACUUAUGCAGAAUACAGAUGCAGAAAUAUAACUGAGAAGGAAACUGGUUUUUCAAGUGCAUCAAAUGUGGAAAGCAAAAAGGGUAAAAAUGCAGUUACAGUAUCUAAUUCUUUCUUUCAGGAUAGUGUUCCAAUAGCUGUUGAAAAGCAUACUUCUGUGCUCAGAAGUGCAUCCACUUAUAUCAACAGUUCCACUGAUAAUAGUCAUUUUAAUAAUUACACAUAUGAUAAAAGUAAAUGUUCAAAAUCUCAAAAUUCCAAUAAUAAGGACAUAUUAAAUGAUGGAGACAGAAAUAAGAAAUGGAAUUGUGAGGUAAGAAACAAGUUGAGAGAUAACAGACAUGAACAAUUAGAAGGCAAAUUUUCAAAGUAUAACUUAUGUUUGAAUAAGGAAAAACAAAAUUCUGUUGAGGAAUCUGUAAUAGUUUUAGAUAGCAGUGAUAGUGACACUGAGUCUGUGGUGGAAGUAGAGCCCCCAGUACGUGAUCCACCACCUGUUGUGUCCCUUAGUUCAGAUGAGGAGGCACUGAAUAAUAUGCCAGAUGAAAAAAGACCGAAGAAAGUGUCAGUGGAGGAUGACAUUGUUGUGCUCUAUACUAGUGACAAAAUUAAUAUAAGUGCGGUAUGGCCUGCUGUUACUGACAGUGACACAGAAAGUGUAGGAAGUGUUGCCACAGUAGUGCUGAAUGGUACAAGAGAAAAUUCAGAGAAGAAGAGAAGAAAGAAAAAGAAACAGAAGAAAGUAGCAGAGAAUGGAGGAUAUCUUGAAAGAAGUUUAAAUUCAGUGUUUCAGACUUCAUCUUUAACUUCUAAGUUUAUAUGUCCAAAGUCUUGGUCUAAAGAUAUGUCCCAUUUCUACAAUGAUUCUUGGGGAGGUGAAAAGUUUGAUGUUCGUCAGUUGCAGAAAUAUAUGUCAGACAAUCCUGCCAAUUGGCAGGUUUUGCGUAGUGACAUUGUUUCCACACCCAGAAGAACAGGUCCAGAUCACCGCAAGAAGUGCAAUAACUGUAACAUUUGGGGACACACUCCUCAGGAUUGCCCUGAUCGUCAAAAACCUAUAGUGUGCCUUUUUUGUGGGAAGACAGGUCAUUCUAAACAUAGAUGUCCCACAACAAUCUGCCUCAAUUGUGGCAAGCCUGCUAAGGUGUACAGAAAUGGCUGUCCAGAGUGUUUAUCACCAAAGAAAUUGUAUCAGCCAUGCAGUGUGUGUAAUAAAGUCGAUCAUCCCCCUUCCGAGUGUCCAGAAUUGUGGCGGAGGUAUCAUGCAACAACUACCAGCAAAGACUUGGGUGCUGUCUGUCCAAGAAUACUUUACAAGCCACAAGAAGAGCAGUUUUGUUCCAACUGUGCCAGAAGAGGCCACCUGUCUCAUGAAUGUAGAUCUGUAGAUCAUUCUUAUGCACCAUCGCAUAACUCAUUAAAACGUAGAAGUGCUCGGGAACAUAACAGAAUGCCUGCCAAGAGGAGAAAGCAUAACAAUCAUUCUGCAAAAAUGUCUUCUUUUAAUUUAUAUAUCCAACCAUGGUAUAACCCAAUUUAGCAAAGAAUUCUGUCUAAUAAUUAAUUUGUACUUCACAACAGUUUUCUACAAUAUAUGUAUGUAUAUUGUUGUAUGAGCUGUAUACCUGUAAAAUAUAAAUAUUGUUAUAAAUUGUUAAUUGUACAUUAUGUUACACACACACAGUGCAUUUUGUGUUUACUGUGAUGCCUUAAAUUUUGCUUUAUAUCUAACUUCAGGGGUCAGUCAUGACAAAAAUUGUCCUGAUAACUGAAUUUUGUUCACUUUGUCUUUAACAUCUAGUGAUUAUGUGUCUGGAGUUUGUCAGUGGUCUGGAAUUGUUGUUGUAUGAUUUCAAUUACCAGUUUUGACAAAAUUUCAAAGCAAACAUAAAUUGUGAUAUUUCUGUUGGAGAUUAUGCAGUAGCAUAUAAAAUUUGACCUAGAAGUUCUAUUGCUUCUGGAUUUCUCCAUUGGCUAUGAGCCCAAAAAAUGUUGUUCUUUUGGGAGGGGACAAUUUUGUACAUGCAGGGAGAGUACCUUGAGAUUACUCUAAUAUGAAACGGAAGACCAUAUAAUGACGCACUGUGAUCAAAAAUUCAGAUCAAAUUUGACCCAGCUGUUACUUGGUAAAAUAUGAAUUAUAUGAUGCUAGAAGAAAUUUCUUUGGUAGUACCUAAAUUGGUGUAAAAUGCAUAGGUGUGUAUUUCAGUUAUUACUGUUUGAUUGUUAAGCCUACCUGUUAACAGUGAUAUAGAUGGUACUGAAAUAGUGUAUUUAAUAACAUUUACAGUAGAAGAAUUAUAAGCAGCACUAAAGUUUUAUCAGUAUGAAUUUUCCCCAUUGUGUUAACCAAUUAAUUUGCAAACUUUUUUGUGAAAUGUGAUGUUCCAUGAUACGUUUCAAGAGAUCUUGCAGAUAUUUUUCUCUUAAUGUAACUGAUUCUGUCCCUAAGUUUCCCUAAGCUGUAUUCUGGUUAACCUGUUGGCAUGCUAUGACAGCUGCAGGAUUUGUGCUGGUUUGGGUGAUGAUGGCUUCUUAGGUGUGAAAUGGUUUUGUCAUAUGUAUGCAUAAUUUCCCUUUACCUGGCCUUUUGGUUUUUAACUAAAUCAGGUAUUGUAUUAUUGCUGUUAACAUAGCUUGACUGGCUUAAUCAUAACUCGCUGACAAACUCCGGUAAUGGACGAUCUGUUAACACUAAGCACUGGCAAUUUUAUGUACGGAGUUCCCUGCUGCUGUGACACUUUGGACAUAUAAAGAGAUUGUCACAAUUACAAA